Molecule: messenger RNA, 1437 nt
Organism: Fusarium redolens
Lineage: Eukaryota; Fungi; Ascomycota; Sordariomycetes; Hypocreales; Nectriaceae
Product: O-methyltransferase
Exons: 3
Coding region: 1-1437 (478 amino acids)
Molecular function (GO): O-methyltransferase activity
Source: RefSeq, a predicted model, not a curated record
AUGGUUUCAAACGGCAUUUCCAAUGGUACCAAUGGUAUCAAUGGUAUCAAUGGUAUCAAUGGUAUCAAUGGUAUCAAUGGUAUCAAUGGUAUCAAUGGUAUCAAUGGUAUCAAUGGUGCCAACGGUACUAAAGGUACUAAUGGCGUCAAUGGGCAUGCCGCUUUGUCCCCCCUAGAGGUCUUAGUCCAGGACCUCAACAAGCAGACCACCACCUUGAACGGAUACCUCCGAGCCAACAAACUUCCCGAGCCUAGCUUCGAGCGGGAUGCACCCAUUAUCAACUUAUCCCCAGACGCUCCUGAAGAGGCGCAGGUUGCCAAAGAGAAGCUCCUCGAUAGUGCAUUGCAAAUCUUCCAGCUUGUCUCUGGCCCUGGCGAGUACUUGCAAAAUGUCAUCACAGGUUAUCACUACAUGGAAAUCCUCCGAUGGAUGAGCCACUUCAAGAUCUUUGAGCUUGUACCCUUGGAGGGUAAGAUCUCAUACACAGAAUUGGCUUCCAAAGCUGGCGUAUCUGAGCUACGGCUCAAGACACUCGCCCGCAUGGGCAUGACGAACCGCCUCUUUGCUGAGCCUGAGCCAGGCUUCAUCGCUCACUCGGCUACGUCAGCCGCUUUGGUGACCAACACCAGAUUCUCUGACCAGAGAGUCUGGAUGACAAGCAUCAUUGCCCCAGUCAUUGCGUCGAUGGUAACCGCCCAUGAGAGAUGGCCUGACAGUACAGCUCCUAAUAAGGCAGCUUUCAAUGCCGCUUUUAACACUGAUCUUCGCAUGUAUGAGUACAUCGCCAAGCAGCCUGAGGUCUACAAGCUCUUUGGCCGUGUUAUGGAUGCGAUUGCCACUAGCCCCAAGAGCGACUUGAAGCAUCUCGUUAGCGGCUUUGACUGGGCAGGACUUGGCAAGGCUAACGUUGUUGAUAUUGGAGGCAAUAUUGGGCAUAGCUGCGUGAAGCUGGCCGAGGCGUUCCCUGAUCUUAGCUUCAUCAUCCAAGACAUUCCUCACGUUGUCGAGGAGGGCGCCAAGGUCAUCAAGGAGAACAACGAGGCCAGCAUUGCCGAGCGUAUCCAAUUCCAAGAAUACGACUUCUUCCAGAAGCAGCCAGUAGUAGGUGCUGAUGUCUACCUCUUGCGCCAGAUCUUUCACAACUGGGACUUUGAGAACUCUGUCAAGAUCCUCAAGAACACAGUUGAGUCCAUGGGUCAUAACUCGCAUGUGUUGAUCAUGGACUUUGUUGUCCCUGAGCCUGGCACCGUCUCGUCUGUGAAUGAGCGUGUUCUUCGGUCUCGCGAUGUGGGUAUGAUGCAGCUGUUUAACUCUCUUGAACGAGACCUUGAGGGCUGGAAGGCGAUUUUGGAAGCAGUGGACUCAAGGCUCAAGAUUAAUGCUGUCAACACACCUUAUGGUAGCUUCAUGUCGGUGAUUGAUGUUGUUCUAGUGUAG